AUGUCUGCAACGAUUCGACAUCCUCCGCCGCUCGUCGAUCCGAGAAAUGGCGUCCAGAAACACUUUAUUAGUCCUACCCCGAAUGCUAGGAUUGCAGACGACAAUGGGCUCAAUGAUAUACUCGGCGUGACACAGAUUCUUGAGAAUCACGAUAUCCCGUGCUUUUGUGUCGGGAUAUCUGCCCUCAAGUUUUAUGGCGCCGCGAGAGACCGACGCGAAUGGGAAAUCUGCGUGCCCACUGAACUCGCUUCCAAAGCCCACGAAAUCUUCCGCUCACCUCCAUACUCCACCACCUAUAUCCCCAUUUCUCCAGUCCCCCACGCCCGAAUAAUGUCGUUUCUGCACACCUACAAGCGAUACCAGAUCCGAGACCUCCCCCACAUCUUCGUCAUCGUGCCCUCCCGCGACGUGCACCUCGACUGCCGCCCCAACAAGAUUGUCCGUAGCCUCAGAGGCCUGCCCUACCCAAACCUCGAGGAUUUUUUCCAGAGCUGCCUCGACCGCCGCGAUGAAAUCGAGCUCACCGACCUCAUAGACGGCACAAACGUCACCAACGACUGGGGAGAGUCGCACCUGGACUUGAACGGAUCCCACGACGUCGAGUGGGCGCGCGAGAUGAAGCGCCGCACCGACGAAUGGGAUCCCCAGGUGGAGGGAACAUCACCGCCCAUUGACUACUGGCCCACGAGGCCGCUGAGCAAGCGGGAGUUUUGGCAGGAGCUUGUGCAGACCAAGAUGGAUAGACUGGACUGGUCGCGGCCGCCAGAGAUUUUCCUGACGCAGUAUCGUAUCCGUAACUCUUCGGAUCCAUGGACCGUCAUGACGAAUGUCGCUUGA
Molecule: messenger RNA, 837 nt
Organism: Trichoderma atroviride IMI 206040
Lineage: Eukaryota; Fungi; Ascomycota; Sordariomycetes; Hypocreales; Hypocreaceae
Source: RefSeq, a predicted model, not a curated record